Messenger RNA from Panicum virgatum (switchgrass), 811 nucleotides. RefSeq lists its product as uncharacterized. The record is from RefSeq and is a predicted model, not a curated record. The coding region runs from base 157 to 711 and encodes 184 amino acids. Lineage: Eukaryota; Viridiplantae; Streptophyta; Magnoliopsida; Poales; Poaceae. The transcript is spliced from 2 exons.
CUCACUUUCCAACACUCUCUACAUCUAACAGCUGGUGGAGGAUCUCGGCGUCACGUCACUGCAAGAGAGUACUAUUGUUUCAAGCUACAGAUUCGUGAAGGUCAACUCAAUGUGUUCUUUCAUGCUGGUCGGCUCUUCCAGCAAUUUGCAGUAGAUAUGUAUGUCAGAGUUGAGUCAAUGCGUCUAGAUUGGUACGUGAAGCCAGCAAAUCAGGCUAUAAUUCGUGCAGAUUUAUAUCAGGGUCUUCUUGACACGCUCGCCGUUGGAGAGGCUGAUGCUUCGAAGGCUGGGCUCAGGGUUGUUUUGAGUAAGGAUUUUCCUGGUAGUGAUCGUGAUGUGCAAAGUAGGUUCAUGGAUGCAAUGACACUGGUUACACGGUAUGGGAAGCCAGAUUUCUUCGUAACAAUGACAUGCAAUCCGUAUUGGGAUGAGAAAGUUGUAGAAUUGCUGCCACGGCAGACACCCCAAGAUCGACCUGAUGUUGUUGCGAGGGUGUAUCAUGCUAAGUUGUUGGACCUUCAUGAUUUUUUGAUUAAAAAGGGUCACUUGGGCACGGUUGCUGCAUGGGCGCAUGUAACAGAGUUUCAGAAGAGGGGCCUGCCACAUGAGCACUUUCUGCUGGUUAUGGAGUCCGGGAGUAAGCUAAAGAGUCCUGAUGAUUAUGAUAGAUAUAUUUCAGCUGAACUUCCUGACAAGAAAAAGUAUCCUUAGUUACAUAAGCUUGUAUGCAAACAUAUGAUGCAUGAUCCAUGUGGAGUUCUAAACAAGGACUGUCCAUGCAUGGUUGAUGGUGAAUGUCGCUUCCGGUACC